Messenger RNA from Penicillium chermesinum, 2004 nucleotides. Its product is annotated as Hsp70 family protein. NCBI's taxonomy places the organism in Eukaryota, Fungi, Ascomycota, Eurotiomycetes, Eurotiales, Aspergillaceae. Gene Ontology annotation, cellular component: cytoplasm; mitochondrion. The transcript has 4 exons. Bases 1 to 2004 code for a protein of 667 amino acids. Gene Ontology annotation, biological process: cellular response to unfolded protein; protein refolding. The record is from RefSeq and is a predicted model, not a curated record. Gene Ontology annotation, molecular function: ATP hydrolysis activity; ATP-dependent protein folding chaperone; ATP binding.
AUGCUUUCUUCUCGCAUUUCUCGCGCGCUUCCGCGUGCUGCUUUUGCUCGCACCCCUGCUUCAAGAGUCCCCGGCGCUGCUUUCCGCCGAUGGAACUCAACUGCAGGCGGCGAGGAAAAGGUGAAGGGCCAGGUCAUCGGUAUCGAUCUUGGUACCACCAACUCGGCUGUUGCUGUCAUGGAGGGAAAGUCUCCUAAGAUUAUUGAGAACUCAGAAGGUGCCCGCACAACUCCUUCAGUCGUUGGUUUCGCCCAGGAUGGUGAGCGUCUUGUCGGUAUUGCUGCCAAGCGUCAGGCCGUGGUGAACCCCGAGAACACCCUGUUCGCUACCAAGCGUUUGAUUGGUCGCAAGUACACCGACGCUGAGGUUCAGCGCGAUAUCAAGGAGGUUCCUUACAAGAUCGUGCAGCACAGCAACGGCGAUGCCUGGGUCGAGGCCCGUGGCCAGAAGUACUCCCCUUCCCAGAUUGGUGGAUUCAUCCUGAACAAGAUGAAGGAGACCGCUGAGAACUAUCUGAGCAAGCCCGUGAAGAACGCCGUUGUGACCGUUCCUGCCUACUUCAACGAUUCCCAGCGUCAGGCUACCAAGGAUGCUGGUCAGAUUGCUGGCCUGAAUGUUCUCCGUGUCGUUAAUGAGCCUACCGCCGCCGCCCUCGCUUACGGUAUGGAGAAGGAGGCCGAUCGUGUGGUUGCCGUCUACGAUCUGGGUGGUGGUACCUUCGAUAUCUCCGUUCUGGAGAUCCAGAAGGGUGUUUUCGAGGUGAAGUCUACCAACGGUGACACCCACCUUGGUGGUGAGGACUUCGAUAUCACCCUGGUUCGCCACAUUGUCGAGGCUUUCAAGAAGGAGUCCGGCAUGGACCUCUCCGGUGACCGUAUGGCCAUCCAGCGUAUCCGUGAGGCCGCUGAGAAGGCCAAGAUUGAGCUUUCUUCUUCCCUCCAGACCGAGAUCUCUCUCCCCUUCAUCUCCGCCGAUGCCUCGGGUGCUAAGCACAUCAACCACAAGAUGACCCGUGCUCAGCUCGAGUCUCUGGUUGACCCUCUGAUCAGCCGUACCACUGAGCCCGUCCGCAAGGCUCUUAAGGAUGCCAACCUUCAGUCCAGCGACAUCCAGGAUAUCAUCCUGGUCGGUGGUAUGACUCGUAUGCCCAAGGUCACCGAGUCCGUCAAGGCCAUGUUCGGCCGUGAGCCCGCCAAGUCCGUCAACCCCGACGAGGCUGUUGCUAUUGGUGCCGCCAUCCAAGGUGCUGUCCUUGCCGGUGAGGUUACCGACGUUCUGCUGCUCGAUGUCACUCCUCUCUCCCUCGGUAUCGAGACCCUCGGCGGUGUCUUCACCCGUCUGAUUAACCGCAACACCACUAUCCCUACCAAGAAGUCUCAGACCUUCUCCACCGCUGCCGACAUGCAGACCGCCGUCGAGAUCAAGGUGUUCCAGGGUGAGCGUGAGCUUGUCAAGGACAACAAGCUGUUGGGUAACUUCCAGCUUGUUGGCAUUCCUCCUGCCCACCGCGGUGUUCCUCAGAUCGAGGUCACCUUCGACAUUGACGCUGAUUCCAUUGUCCACGUCAACGCCAAGGACAAGUCUACCAACAAGGACCAGUCCAUCACCAUCGCCUCCGGCUCUGGUCUCUCCGACGCUGAGAUUCAGUCCAUGGUUGAGGAUGCUGAGAAGUAUGGCGAGCAAGACAAGGAGCGCAAGCUUGCCAUUGAGGCUGCCAACCGUGCUGACGGAGUCCUGAACGACACCGAGAAGGCCCUCAAGGACUUCGAGGACCGUCUCGACAAGGCUGAGGCUGACUCCAUCCGUGAGAAGAUUGCCUCCCUCCGCGAGUUCGUUGCCAAGAACCAGUCUGGCGAGGGCACUGCUACCGCUGAGGAGCUCAAAGCCAAGACUGACGAGCUCCAGACCGCCAGUCUGACUCUGUUCGACAAGAUGCACAAGGCUCAGAGCGAGCAGCAGCAGCAGCAGCCUGGUGGUGAGCAGCAGGGCGAGAACAAGCAGUAA